Emericellopsis atlantica is the source of this 5834-nucleotide messenger RNA. RefSeq lists its product as uncharacterized. The coding region runs from base 124 to 5709 and encodes 1861 amino acids. The transcript has 2 exons. The record is from RefSeq and is a predicted model, not a curated record. Lineage: Eukaryota; Fungi; Ascomycota; Sordariomycetes; Hypocreales; Bionectriaceae. Gene Ontology annotation, biological process: positive regulation of autophagy; negative regulation of TORC1 signaling; intracellular signal transduction. Gene Ontology annotation, cellular component: GATOR1 complex. Gene Ontology annotation, molecular function: GTPase activator activity.
CCAUCGUCGCGACUCGGGGUGAUCCGUACUCUCAAUUGUGCGAAGUAGAAUUACACAUGAGCUCCAAAGCCAUGCGACCCUUCCCGACUUGAGCUUCUAAGCGACAAGCCCCGCGCCGACCCCAUGUCUCGCAAUGCCUCCGCCGGCCCACGAAGAGGACUACAAUGGUCGCGCCUGCGCCAUGGCGAGUCCAGUGCCUCGAGUCCUGAUCGAUCCUCGGUAGAUUCGCCCUCCUCGAUACGCAGCGUGUCGACGCACUCCACUAUCAAAGAGGCGCGUCCGCUGCCAAGGGAGCGAUAUUGUACGAUAAGCGUCAAUGAUGGCUAUUCCAAGGAUGAGGUCGUCCUCAACUUCGACCGGCUGGGCACCUUUGUCCGACCCGAAUCGCUUAUGGCAAUCACGGCAAUCAGAGACGAGUCAUCAAAAUCAAAGACUUUGUAUGGGAGUCUGAGCAAAGCGCCAAGCAGUCGCGGCAACAGCAAGUUCUCUUUGCUAGACCAGGACUACAUCAGCAGUCGCUAUGUCUUUAUCGCGAAGGAUAUGUCCAAGGAUAUGAAGAGCAAGCAGCCAGAGGUGGAUAUAUGUGUGGCAAGGCACAUUGCCGAUGCAUUCGGGAUGAAAAAGGGUGCCCAGGUCAUCCUCUCGCCAAUCGACGAUUAUAACCCGGCAAUCGAGGCAACCCACGUCGAACUUCUCUUCAAAGACCAGUAUCUCUCACGGGCAGACUUGUGGAGGCUGACUGUCGGCGAGCUCACACAGCGUACAAUCUACAAGGGGCAGUCCGUUCUGUUCAUGGGCACUAUCAAGGCUCAGGUCACGGCGGUAUUUGUCAGAGGUCGACGCGUUCACUCCGGGUUCUUUACGAGAGACACCCGGCCGAUAUUCCGGAGUGAAUCAGCGAGAUAUGUCCUCUUCAUCCAAAUGUCCAGGGAGAUGUGGGACUUUGACUCGGAGAACUCUGGCGAGAUCAUGUUCAACAAGGUUGUGAACGGUUUCCUGCCGGCACUGUUCAAAAGAUGGGCCUCGCUCAAGGUGAAGCACCUCGUCAGCAUCGUCAUGUUUGCGCGUGUGGAGUACGACACCGGCCUUACAACGGACUUCGCGGCAGAGGGACUGAAUGACGACUACUACACUGGCAUUCAACCUUCAGGGAGUAAACGGCCUUACAAGGACUUUUAUCGCGUAGUUGUGAGUGACAUGGCCAGUGGCGAGUGGACGACGAUUCUGCAUCAACUCAAGAAGGAAUUCAACUCAUUUCGGAGAGACUUCAGUUUGCACCAUCAAAGAGCGCAAUCCAACACGAACCACAAUGAUGGCGAUGGGGAGACACUGGAGGACCUCCCCUCGAAUUUUAUCAAAGCAGAACCGACCCUCUCCAUGUACGGCAAUGUUCUGGAGGCCAUCCACCUUGCCUCCUCUCAAUUUGCCCAUGAUUACAUUGACAGGGACUUGACGAGGACGGGUAUCUCCAUCAUUGUGAUCAGCCCAGGACCAGGUGUCUACGAAGUCGACUAUGAAACCCUCAGAAGGACAACCGAGGCACUGGUAGGCAAUGGUAUUGGCAUUGACCUGAUAUGUUUGCCACGGAUGCCACUUCACUCAGUGCCGCUGUUCAAAUAUCGCAAUCCAAACCUGGACGACAAGAAUGCCGAUCGCCAGAACGCUCUAUCUCGAUCAUACCACAGUCGUGAUAGCACGCCGGCGUUCCAGACUCCUAUUGCUGGGAGUUACCAGUCAGGGUCGUUUUCCCCAUCAAAGUCAUCGAGCCCAGCGCGCCAUCACUAUGCGCCUUCGGCAAUGAAACAAGAUGAGUGGUGCUAUGCGUUACCCCAGUGGCUGCAUGUGUCUUUCUGGACAGGGGCGUCCGACGAGGCGCUCUCGUACGAAGGGAUCGCGCUGUCGGUUUCCAAUAAAGUCGAAAAGGACAAGGAAGACGAGUACACAAUGAGGUGUCGCAUGUACGACUUGCAAAUGAGAAGUGUUCUCGAGACUAAUGAGAUUGAGACACAAUCUCUCCAGUCAGACCCUGCGUUUCCGUCGGCAGCGCUGGAGCCAACCUCGCCGAAGAUGCGGCGAAACAGCAGCAUUGACGACGUUAUAUACGUGCCGAAUAAGCGUAUACCGGACGGGCUGUUUGAUCAUGUCUACGGAUUCCAAAAGUUUCACCCAGAGAAGCACGACCGGCCAGGUGAAAAGUCUUUGUGGAAGCAGCUGAAGGAGUACGACGACACUCGGGCCAAGCUUCCGCGGCGUAAGAGAACCAUGCAUUCAUCGAGACACGCGCAUGAAUUAGACGAUGAUACGAGGCGACAGUUGAACAAUGACGCCAAGCUGUUUGGCACAUCUCUACCUGACGCGAAGAUGAAAGGGCUCAAGAACUCGACAAGGAAGCUUUCCAUGAAUUUGACAGAGUUGGAAAAGCCAGUGCGCCCGAUGCCACCGCCCCCGAAAACUAGCAAGAUCGCAGAAACGGCGACUAGCUCCGCUGCGGGCACAAGCUCUGCGAAGCCGCCCAAAUUCAUGAGACAAUUCAGCCUCAGUCAGCGUGGUUUUGGGUUGGCUGCGCCAAAGGCUAUUGAGACAAAGGUGUCGACCGAGACGGUGGCACCGGCACAGUUGACAACAGAGACCAAGUCUAACAGUCUUGCUCUGGCAAACUUCCGGCCGUCGUCACCGAAAACAAUCGCGAGUCGGUCGUCUUCUGUGUCAACCCGGCGGCCGAUGACAGGAGUGGCCGAAGAAAGCUCCAAGGAUAUCGCAACGACCCCCAGUAUACCUAUUGUCAAGGGGUCAGCGAAUACCAGACCUGAAAUGAGCGAAACCCAGUCCAAAAUCGCGGCACGACCAGCCUCGAUAUUGAGCUCACGUCGAGAUGGGUAUGGCGAGGACCGUGACGUACAACACUCGAAUGCUCUGAGGGCGGAGGAUGCACACAAGGUGUAUACCCACAAGCUACGAGCUGGGGCUGUCCCCGAACAAACGUUUGAGUUGUCUCCAACGACAGCUGUCACGCCGUGGCUGACGCUGCUGAAUCCUUCAAACCCGGACAGACACCGCAUCGACGACGCAGUGCUCUACAGUCGGUGGCAGCAUGUAUUCCCAGAAACUUCUGAGAUGAAGGUUCAGAAAUGGAAAGCAUUGUGCUGUCCUGCGGCUGUACCCUUGACGACAGAGUAUUUCCCUUCCAAGGCGCAAUUUGACUCAGAAUACCAGCGUCACCCAUAUAACGUCGAUCAGAACCCAGACGAUGAGAUGGCGGAGGAACCGAAAACGCGACAAGAUUUUAUGAAAGAGCUGAUCGCAUUGCGUUUCUCGCAAGGCUUUCAGGUAGUCAUCGGCCCAGCUGUGGCGCGUGCCUUGGGGCAAAAGGUCAUCAAACUUGCCGACAUCUUCUCUCGGGACCAACCGCUGGAGGAUGGGACGAGCGUCUACAUGUCUGUUGGCAACACGAUUCAUGAACUCUCCUGCGUGAACGAGACGGAAGUUGAGAUCAACAUCUACGUGCGAAAACCGCCAAAGGCUUCCGCCGCUUCGCAAGGGUUCUCCCAGAUUUACAAGCCUGCGAUCCGCACCCUGCUCGACGACUCGUACCGGACGCAGCAGAUUGAUAUUCUCACGCCAAACCCAGAACGCAACUGGAACACCAUCGAUUCGUAUCUUGCGGGUCAUCAUGAUGAAAUGAUGGAGAGCUUGCGGUUUUGGAGGGCACGCUUCGUCCUCAUUCCACUCCUGAACAAGCAGAUCUCCAAUACAAACCCCAAGUUUGGCGACAAUCCCGAGGAAGUACGCAUCGAAGGGAUCAAUCGCCUCGCACAGCUGUGGCAGAAGCAUCGCUACAUCCCACCGUCAGAACGUCGCUUUCUGUCUGUUGGUAGCGGCAACAAGCGGCGCACGGAGUCAAGUCCGCUCAACAUCGUGUACAAGACUGAUGACCCGUCCGUAGUCGUUAACGCUGAACUUGAGACCCUCCGGUUUACAGAAGGCUUGGAGGCGGGAGCCCGGAGAAAACAGCUUGUCUCGAGCAAGGAAAAGUUCCAGAAAUCCAAGCUCAACCUCGCUGCCCUGGCCGAGGCGAUGCAGCAACCCGUCGAGAAUGGGGGUGUGCCUCUCAAGAAUCGAAGAUGGCAUCUGCGCUUGCACCAUAGUUCUUUCAUUGGAUCUGACAUGACCACAUGGCUCUUGGACAAUUUCGAGGACCUCAACAGCCGCGAAGAUGCAGAGGCAUUGGGAAAUGCGCUCAUGGUGCCUGACGAAAGCAAGACGAAGGACAAGGACGGCGGCGAUCACAAGGCUGAUAACAAGAUCAAGGGCCUCUUCGUGCACGUUGAGAAGCGACAUCAGUUCCGCGACGGCAAUUACUUCUACCAAUUCGCCAGCGAGGUAUCCAAACCACAGCCUGGUUGGUUCAACAAACGCCGCGACAAUUCUGUUCCCCCAACGCCGAUGGUGGACGGUCCAGCCCGCGACUCUCCUCGCCUAGGCACCAGGCCAACGCUAAGCGAGGGCUCUCCGACGUCCUCGUCUACGACGCCAACUAUGCCUGGCGGGCAAUACCGCACCAAACGAGCGCGUGUUGACCUAAGCAAGAUGAUCAGGUAUGAUGUUGAUCAUCGAAAGAGGUCGUACCGGCCUGAGCAGAUCAACCUACACUAUGACCGUCUCCAUAACCCCGACAACUGCUACCACAUCCGGAUCGACUGGAUGAACGCUACAUCGAAGCUGGUCGAGGAUGCAGUCGAAUCCUGGGCCAGAGAAGCAAGCCAGUAUGGACUUCGACUAGUGGAAGUGCCCAUCAGAGAAGCGUCUACAAUCACAGACACCAAUCCCUUUCGAAAGCCGUACCUGAUCAAGCUUGCAGCGCCACCCCCUGAUGUCCACACGGAACGAUCCAGUGCGUCUUCAGACUCGCCCGUUCAGCCACCGUCGUUUGGCAAGAAUCACUAUCAAACGGCGCUGCUCAAGAAAUUCGAUUUCGUAUUGGACUUUGAAGCGGCGUCGGCAUUCCCCUCCAAUGUCGACGUGCGCUACUCCUGGGGCAAGCCGGACUACAAGUAUCCCCAGUACAUCCAUCGCUCCGGCGGACUUAUUGCUCAGAUUAAUGAUGAUGGCGAUAUCCUCCUGCUAGCCAACCGUCUGUACAACAACCGCGCCUUCAAUCUCCGCGAGCAGAUGCGCACCAACCCGGAUCGAUCGGAGCAUCAACAGGCACACAUUGGCACCAGCGGGCGCGUUAUAUCCACGGGCGGACCCAGCAGUGCCUACAACAUCCCCGAGCCGACACCGAUACCCUCACCCAUGGUCAAGCCGGCAUUCUACCACCAGUCGCCCGCGCUCAAGCCUGUACCGAAUAACAGUAUGCCCGCCCCCAUCAUCUCGGAGCCAGAGACGAUCAAGGAGGAAUUCGAGUCCUUCUGCUACAACGCCCCGGCGCUGGAGGAGUUGUGGAGAGAGGUCACCGAAAGAGGACACGCCGUGCCGAGCACACCAUCCACAAUUGGGCCGCUGUCCAACCUAGAGGCUGUGCCGGAGGCGAGCAUCCCGACGCUAGGAUUGCCGCCUGGCGUGCUGGGCGGUGAUGGAGCCAGCUAUCCUGGUGGAGGUGGUGCGAGUAUGAGAAUGGGCAGUCCAAUGUCACUCCUUAGAAGGGGCAGCGUUCAGCUCGAAGGACUGGGCUUGAGCACCAGUUCCAAGGCGAAGAAGGGUGAGUAGGCAUUCGGUAUGGAACAUUGUCCAUGCCGCCGAGGUUGCAUGUUGUAUGAUCUAGCCAUCUAGCAAGUCUGGUCUAUGAAUGCCGCGUGGGCGUUCCCUCGCGCCCAUUCUGUCUGCAGCAAAGU